AUGGUUCACCACAGAGUUACUAUUAUUGGAUCUGGUCCAGCUGCUCACACUGCUGCCAUUUACUUAUCCCGUGCUGAAGUUAAGCCAACUCUUUAUGAAGGGAUGUUGGCUAACGGUAUUGCUGCUGGGGGUCAAUUAACUACUACCACAGAUAUUGAAAAUUUCCCAGGUUUCCCAGAAGGUAUUUCAGGAACUGGAUUAAUGGAAAAUAUGAGAAAGCAAUCGGAACGUUUUGGUACUGAAAUUAUCACUGAAACCAUUUCAAAAGUUGAUUUUUCCCAAAGACCAUUCAAAUUAUGGACCGAAUGGAACGAAGAUGCUGAACCAAUCACUACUGAUGCUGUGAUCUUGGCCACUGGUGCAUCUGCCAAAAGAAUGCAUAUCCCUGGUGAAGAAACUUACUGGCAACAAGGUAUUUCUGCUUGUGCUGUUUGUGAUGGUGCGGUUCCAAUCUUCAGAAACAAACCUUUGGCUGUCGUUGGUGGUGGUGAUUCUGCUUGUGAAGAAGCAUUGUUCUUGACUAAAUAUGCUUCUAAAGUUUACUUAUUAGUUAGAAGAGAUGUCUUGAGAGCUUCUCCAAUCAUGCAAAAAAGAGCUAAACAAAAUGAUAAAUUAGAAAUUUUAUGGAAUACUUCUGCUGUUGAAGCUAAAGGUGAUGGUAAAUUAUUGCAAGCUUUGGAAAUUCAAAAUAACAAAACUAAUGAAAAAUCCGACUUGAAAGUUAACGGUUUAUUCUAUGCUAUCGGUCAUAUUCCUGCUACUCAAGUCUUUGCUGACCAAUUAGACACCGAUGACACUGGUUACCUUAAAACUACCCCAGGUACUGCCAAAACUUCUAAACCUUUCGUCUUUGCCGCUGGUGAUGUUCAAGAUAAAAAAUACAGACAAGCAAUCACCUCUGCUGGUACCGGUUGUAUGGCUGCCCUUGACUGUCUUGCUGCUUUUGAUGAAGAAGAAGUCGAAUAA
Hyphopichia burtonii NRRL Y-1933 is the source of this 966-nucleotide messenger RNA. It is a transcript of the gene TRR1, whose product is annotated as thioredoxin-disulfide reductase. Gene Ontology annotation, biological process: removal of superoxide radicals. Gene Ontology annotation, cellular component: cytoplasm. The record is from RefSeq and is a predicted model, not a curated record. The transcript has a single exon. Gene Ontology annotation, molecular function: thioredoxin-disulfide reductase (NADPH) activity. Bases 1 to 966 code for a protein of 321 amino acids. NCBI's taxonomy places the organism in Eukaryota, Fungi, Ascomycota, Pichiomycetes, Serinales, Debaryomycetaceae.